UCAGUACCUCUCGCGAACAUGACCUGAUACGUACGUGAAAAGGGUGCUGCUGCUGAGCCAUGCACCGUAAAAAGACGACGAGCGGCAGUAGAACGUCGUCGGCGCGCUGCGAGAAAUUGCCAUGGACGACGACGACGAAGACGAAGACGAUGCUGCUAAACGACGAGUUUCAGGCCGACGCGAUCGACAUUGUGCACCUAACAAACGUUCUGAAGCCACUGAACAUCUCGCGGAAAAUCAAUCGGGAGUUCGCUCGCGAUACUGAUCUCAUCGAUGAUCUGGCGACGAGUUCGCGCGCUGCUUCGUCAGCAACGAAUUCACGGCCGGACACGGCGUUGUCGUACAUCAGCGAGGACGACUGGGGUAGCACGAGCAUCGACGAGAUCGGCCAAAUUAUCGAUCAAAUGUCCAACGGUCGACCCGACCACGUGAGACUGGCCGGUUACGAAGCCAUACUCGAGUCGGACCUGGCGAGUUUGCCGAGCAAUCGGUCCUGGGACGCGCUGCUGAAGGUGCUCAGAGACGGUUUGGUCGACGGCAGAAGAUCGGUGUUUGAGGCGAGUUUGCUGGCGCACGCCAAGCUGCUCAACUGCCAGCCGUUCGUCGACACUUACGCGAGCCUACUGGAAGCCUUCUCCGAGAUCUAUCACUCGAAGAAGCAGUUCGACACUCUGCCGACGGUCAUAAGUGGCGUGAACUUUCGGAUAUUCCUGCACGAGAAGCUGUUCCGAGUGAUGCGCCUGAUACUGGAUCAGCACGAGGAGAUCCUGAAGACGGCUCGAGCCACGGACAAAGUCGCGGAGGAGGUGUCCGAGCGAUUCGUGUCCUUCCUGUGCGUCAAUUCCACGAUGAGCUCGCAUGCUUUCAACGCGCUGCACAUAGUGUCGGUGAUGGAGCCGCAGGCCGGCUGGAGCAGCAAGUGGAUGCACGGCUUGGCCACGAGGCGCUGCCUAUGCUCGGCAAUGUCAAAGUCGCCGAGCCUCGCGCGAACCGUCGUUGCGCUGGCCAAGAGGUACCUGACCACUCCAUCGACCGCCGUCUCGGUGACCUUGCGCGACGAACCGGCGGACCUCUACGUCUCGGGCGACUCCGUGGAGACGCUCACGUUCCUACACUGCCUUCACCUGGUCACUCAGCUGUGCGCCCACUCGAGCGGCCGUGCACUCCUGUCCGAUACCCACCACGAGGACUCGUUCUCGGUGCCGGACUUCCUCGGCGAGCUGCUCGGAGCCCUCAACGUCCUUGCGUCGUCCGAGGCCAGCAACGCGCUCUACGGACAGGUGCGCUCGUCUCUGUUCGCGCUCCUCCGCCGCAAUCUGGUACUGUACGACGCCAGGUUCCGUCGCUUGACCGUCAGCCCACUGCUGCAGUCGGAGGUGCGAAUGUGGCCGCACACGCUCGAUGUGCUUGCGCACAUGUUGGACACCCAGGACGGGCCGGCGUUUCUCACCAGCGAGCAAAGAGUCGGCUCGGCGUCGAUCGAUGCCAGAAGUCCGAACUGCCCGGCGACGAUCGUCAUUUGUUACACGGCUUCGCUGAUGAGGCAGCCACUCGCCGUUAUGACCAUGCCGCACGUCGUCGAGCUUUGCCGAUUCAUGAAAAAGCUGUUCGCCGAUCACGAGGUCUACUGCGUCGUCGAGGAGGCUGUCAGACUGGAAUUGUUUCCGAGCGUCAAGUGGAUGUACGGUAGGCUCGACAAGUAUUACGUGGAGAACGAGAAUAAGACGCAGCAGCUAGACAAAGCGGUGCGAGAGAUGCUAUUGAGCGUGGUAGCGCAACCACUCGGCCUGCAGCUUCUGUCCAAAGAGUCGUUAAUCUUCGACGAGUUGAUUCGCGGUUCGAUCGCCCCGGUGCGCCCAUCGUGGAGCGCCUACGACGUCGUCGGCUUCGUCUCUAACUCGGGAUACCUGACGCGAGGCACGCUGAUCCUUGUGGAUUUAGCUCCGCACGUAUUGUCAACGUUACUGUCGGAAGUGAGCAAAAGCCUCGAAGAUCCGAAACAAUUUCACGAUCCAUGGGACAACGACGAUGCCAAGGUUUUCCUGCACGUGCUCGCUCUGCUCUCUUUGAAUACCAAUUGCUUUAUGGCAUUUAUGACGACGGAACCUGGUGAAAACGACAGCGACGACGAGAAGAAUUAUCCGAAGAAUUUGUACGAAUUUUUUCAUGUUUUUAUCGAUGUCGACUCGCCUUACCAUCAUCUCGGACUGUUAGCUCUGAAAACUGUGAUUUGGAAUUUGGACGUUUACAUUUAUCUGCGUUAUUUACUCGAUUUUGAGACGAAGCUUUUGCAAUACCAAGAGUACGCGACGUUGAUCAACGAGCCCGAAACGAUCGACGAAGACGACGACGCGCACGCAGGCAUGAGCCUCGAGCCGCCCGAGGAAGCCAGCGGUACGUACAUCGUCGACGAGUGUAGCUUACUUCGUCACAACAUUCUGUUGAAUUGUUACUACGCGAAGCACAAGAGAGCACCGCCGUUGUCGACACCCGAAGAUACACAGUUGUUCUCGACGAUGCCACCACCCGUGGGGAUCUACGACGACAGCGUGUCAAUGAACGACGAUAAUAGCGUGCUAAACGACUGGCUGGAAAACAGCGGAUACGGUCUGCUGAGGGAUAUGAGUUGGGUUGCACAGACUCAGAAAGCUCACAAAGCUUCGCCCGGACGCAUCAAGAGCUCCGUGUUUCUAAACCUGCUAGCUCAGAUGGCAAAAGCGAUACCGACGGCCGAGUGGAUGGAUCGUUACCAGUGGAAGGAUUUGAAAUUUCGCGACAAUUAUUUCCUCCCAGAGGAAAAGCACGCGAUGAAUUUAGUAAUUCACUACGGAGUGUUAAGUAAGCAAAUCGAGAAGGCUAAUGACACGGAAGACAAUUUGCGAAUGUUCAUUCAAUUGGCGCACAAUUUGAUCACUUACAACAAGGCUAUACGCUACCAAGGCUUCGACUGGUUUUUGGCCACCGUGUUUCUCAUCAGCCAUGGCGAUUUGGACAAGGCCAAAACGUGUAUCACACAAAUCAUAAAAUUCCCGUCAGCAGCCUUCAUGUGGCCGGCUCUAGCACAAGUCGUCGAUGAGACUGACGAUCGAGAGGCUUCUACAAGACUUUUGUUCGCUCACAUGCUCGAGACUAUCGUCAAUAACGAAUUUCCUAUAAUCAAGUUCGCCCUAAAAAGAGAGUGCGGACUCGAUUGGUGGAUGAUUUGCGGCAGAUUGUUAAAUCAAAGUUUCUUAGGAAUCCUUCCGUGGAGUGAAAUUAUGCACUUCUUUGCAAUGUGCAUACUGCAUACGCCGGAUUACAUUGUAUAUUACUGUGUAUCUCUGUUGAACCAUUGCGAAGGCGAAUUAAUGAAAAAUAUUGUUAAAGGAAAAAUGUGGCCUGAAGAUUUGGUUCUUGAAGACUAUCGCUGUCACAGUCAGAUUGGGUUUAUGGAUCGGCUUAGCAAACGACACGGCGGCAAAGUUCUUCCACUUUUGACGCAAAGAUCACUCAAUUUAGAAAGUAAAGAGGAUUAAGCGGGUAUACAAUCGAUACGU
Phymastichus coffea is the source of this 3536-nucleotide messenger RNA. Its product is annotated as protein broad-minded-like. NCBI's taxonomy places the organism in Eukaryota, Metazoa, Arthropoda, Insecta, Hymenoptera, Eulophidae. Bases 60 to 3515 code for a protein of 1151 amino acids. The transcript has 8 exons. The record is from RefSeq and is a predicted model, not a curated record.